Molecule: messenger RNA, 1042 nt
Organism: Alternaria alternata
Lineage: Eukaryota; Fungi; Ascomycota; Dothideomycetes; Pleosporales; Pleosporaceae
Exons: 2
Coding region: 1-1011 (336 amino acids)
Biological process (GO): positive regulation of proteasomal ubiquitin-dependent protein catabolic process; protein polyubiquitination; ubiquitin-dependent protein catabolic process
Cellular component (GO): ubiquitin ligase complex; cytoplasm
Molecular function (GO): ubiquitin protein ligase activity; zinc ion binding; ubiquitin conjugating enzyme binding
Source: RefSeq, a predicted model, not a curated record
AUGCCUAAAGCCGUCAAACCACCCUUAACGAGCAGCCGAGUCCUACGAUCUCAUACCAGACAAGCAGCUACAAAAGCCGCCCCAACGAAGGUCACCAAGAAACGUCGCCCGCGUGCAGAUCCCUGGGCGAAGAAGCGCAAGCCAAACCCCAGUCCCAAGCCACGCAAACCACCGCCAACCGACUUCACAUGCCGCAUUUGCAUCGAGGAGAAACCUACAGACCAAUUCGUAGGAUGGGUUCCUCCAAAGCGCGGUCGCUGGCGACCAACAGACGUCCCAUUCGCCUGUGUCGCCCAUCUAGCCCGUAACCCCAGCAAACGGAAAGUCGACCCCGUCUGUAAAACAUGCAUUGGGCGCUUUCUCUCUGCCAAGAUGGAUACACUAGGCGUACGAACAAUCAACAACGGCUGUCUAGAACCUGGUUGCUCAGUACCCUGGUCCCACGACUUCGUCUUACGCUAUAUGCCGCCCGGCGCUCCACUGGAGAAAUUCAACAUGGAAAUGCUGGAGGUGUGGAAAGAAACUGCAAGUCCAGCACCACUCACUUGUCCAUCGCCGAUGUGCAAUGCAAUUGGUCUACCAGACACGGCAGCGGCGGGGUACCCGCAAGUUACUUGUCACGAGUGUGCGUUCCGAUCUUGCGCCCAGUGCCUUGUUGCUUGGCAUAAAGAUGUUACAUGUGCGGAGUAUGCGGCCAAGCAUGUCGACGAGAAGAUAAGUGAAGAGGAAAAAGACACACUCAAGUAUAUGCAAAAGUUGGAUGGAAAGAGGUGUCCGAACUGUCAGUUGGUCAUUGAAAAGGAUGGGGGAUGUGAUAGUAUGUUCUGUGUAGGUUGCCACAAGUACUUCAACUGGGCCAGUGCCGCUUCAGCCUUGACCGGUGCUAAGAGAGCCGAAGUGCCUUACAUUCGUGACAUGCCUUACUGGCAGAAUGUCGGUACUGUUACUUGCGAAAUGGACGGUAUCCUUGGACUGGGUGGUACUGCCGGUACUGUUGCUGUCACAUCAUGAGUGGUCAUCACUCAGUGUUGGGGAAACAUGG